Ornithorhynchus anatinus (platypus) is the source of this 3924-nucleotide messenger RNA. It is a transcript of the gene SLC19A1, whose product is annotated as solute carrier family 19 member 1. The transcript has 8 exons. The record is from RefSeq and is a predicted model, not a curated record. Gene Ontology annotation, cellular component: basolateral plasma membrane; apical plasma membrane; plasma membrane. Gene Ontology annotation, biological process: folate transmembrane transport. Lineage: Eukaryota; Metazoa; Chordata; Mammalia; Monotremata; Ornithorhynchidae. The coding region runs from base 705 to 2177 and encodes 490 amino acids. Gene Ontology annotation, molecular function: folate:monoatomic anion antiporter activity; folic acid binding.
GCCAGCUCUCCCUGCAUGUGGCUCCGAGCCGCUCUCAGCCCGGAGCUGCCCGUCUGCAACGCGGCUCUCUGCUCGGGGUGGGAGGCUUGCUCGGGCAGCAUGAGCUGAGAGGAGGGUGCAAUCCCUGCUCCGGUGCAGCCCCAGCUCCCGUGCCACCUCAGCUCCGGUGCCACCUCGGCUCCGGUGCAGCCCCGGCUCCGGGUGCCACCUCAGCUCCGGUGCAACCCCAGCUCCGGUGCAACCCUGGGGGGGGGGGGGUCGUGGUGGCAUUGCAGGACUGGCACCUGCCCUUCCCUGCAAAGGAGAGAAGGGUCGCGUUGCAGAGCUGGCAUCCAGCCUCUGGAUCAGGCUUCUUAAAACUACCGAGAAACAAACCAUGGGAAAUGACUCAGAAGACAAGAUGACAUUCUGAAGCUUGGCCUGACAUGGUUAAGUUGCUGACACAAGCCCCCUCUGAGGAUCACACCUGAAGGGUUUCCAGUAGUCUUCCAGACUCGGCUACGAGAAGGACAGUCAAGUUGACUGCGCGGAAGAAGGCAAUGUUAAACCACUUUAUUUGUACCAAGAAAACUGUGGAUACACUACCAGAACGAUUGCAGAAUUCCAGGUCGUCUCCAUGUUGAUCACAGACUCCAGUCGAGCAGAGGGCUUGGAUUGGUUUUGAUCUCUUCCUUCCUUCUAAGAUACACGAAGUCCGUACCACAAUGACUAACGACAGCGAGGACUCGGAAAAGUCGGCCACUGACCCCACCGCCGGCCGGGAGCAGCAGUCCUGGAAGUUCUUGGUGUUCUUCCUCUGCUUCUACGGCUUUAUGAAUCAGAUACGGCCCGGCGAAAGCUUCAUCACCCCCUACUUACUGUCCCAGAACUUCACCCGGGAACAGAUCACCAACGAGAUCACCAUCGUCCUGUCCUACUCUUACACGGCCGUGUUGGUCCCCAUCUUCCUGCUGACGGACUACCUCCGGUACAAGCCGGUUCUGGUCCUGCAGAGCUUGAGUCACAUCGCUAUCUGGCUGCUGUUGAUCUUCGGCACCGACAUCCUCGCUAUGCAGUUCAUGGAGUUCUUCUACGGCAUCACCAUGGCUGCCCGGGUGGCCUACUCCUCAUACAUCUUCUCCCUGGUCAGCCCGUCGCGCUACCAGCGGAUGGCCAGCUACUCCCGGACCUCCGUGCUGCUGGGCCUCUUCACCAGCUCCGUGGUGGGGCAGCUCUGCGUCUCGGUUUGGGAGGUCCCCUACAUCACGCUCAAUUACGUCUCCCUGGGCUUCAUGUCUUUUGGGUUGGUCCUGACGCUCUUCCUGAAGCCGCCUAAGAGGAGCCUCUUCUUCAAUCGAGGCAAGCCGGCCCAUCGAGACGCCUCACCCUCCGAGCUGGACAGGAUGAACAAGGGCCCGGGGAGGCUGGUGGAGGAGAAGGCCGGCCUGAAGGUGUGCCCGGCCUGGAGGGACUUGAUCCUCGUUCAGAUGCUCCGGGAGCUGAAGACCUUCGUGAAACAACCUCAGCUGCGUCUCUGGUCCCUGUGGUGGAUAUUUAACUCGGCCGGCUACUACCUGAUCAUCUAUUACAUUCACAUUCUGUGGAGCGACGUCGACCCCAACAGAGUCCUCAACGGAGGCGUGGAGGCCGCGUCGACCCUCCUCGGUGCCGUCACCUCCUUCACCGCGGGCUAUGUGAAAAUCCGCUGGACUCUCUGGUCCGAGCUGGUGAUCGGGGCCGUCACGGCCCUGCAGGCCGGGCUCAUUUUGCUCAUGAACACCACCGGUAACAUCUGGGUGUGCUACGCGGCCUACGUCUUUUUCAGAGGUUUCUACCAGUUCCUCGUGCCCAUAGCCACGUUUCAGAUCGCCUCCUCCCUGUCGAAAGAACUCUGUGCACUGGUUUUCGGACUCAACACCUUCUUUGCCACCAUCUUGAAAUCCACCAUCACCGUUAUCGUAUCCGAUAAGAAGGGCCUGGGUCUUCAGGUUCACGCCCAGUUUCACAUUUACUUCGUCUACUUCACGGUGCUGGCGUUCGCCUACCUCGGGGGAUCCGUGUACGUGGCUUUGAGGCACAACAGGCAGGACAAGCAGCAGGACUUGCCCUUGGCCAAGGAGCUGAGCGGCCCCACCGAAGAGACGGGAGCCAGGGAGCUGAGCCCAAAGGAGAACGGGAGCGGCAGCGAACGGGCCUGAGGGAGCCGGUGGAGGGGUGGGGCGAGGGGCGGCAUGGCUCCACUCGAAGCCCUCCCAGGCCGAGCAGAUCCCGCGGUGGAGACGGACGCUGAGAGACUCUGGUGUUCCAGGCCAGAGGCCGGGGAGAGGACGAGCCAGCGGUCCGUGGUGGCACGUUGACCUGUCACCGGUGAUCCCCCAGCCUGGAGCCAAACUCCACAUGAAACCACCUUUUCUGUACCAUUCCGGGUUGGAGCGCAAACCGGCAAGCAGCCUGGAUGUCCCAGGCGAAUGGGGCUGCCUCUCCUCAGCCCGACACAGUGCUCUGUUUCCUCGUCAACACCCAAAUAAGGGGAUAACUUUACAGGCUGCACCAUUUAAAAUAAGAUGUUAAAAAUUCCUGCCCGGGUCAGGGAGUCGUAUUUUCCAGUGUUUAUUUUUUUAUAUCUUUCAGACUCCCAACCGGCUGAAUCUUUUGCCUUAGGCAUUGCUUUGAAAAAGCUUGAGCACUUCUUGUGUCCCUGUGCCACCCCUGCUAAAUUGCUAGAAAGCUUCAUUUCUCUGUAUAACAAGCCCAGGAAAGAGAGAACGAACCAGAGUCGCAUUUCUGCCAUCUCCGGUCCCUGCAUUAAGCGUUCUGUUCGUAAGUGUACGUUGUGAAGCGAGCUGUGUGGCAUGGUGUGGGGGGGCUCGGGAACGCUAGGCCGAGUCUCCCCUACCCCUGCCUCUCAGCUGCUUUUCGAUGUUGAUUCCUCUGGGCACAGGAAAAAGAAUUCACACUUCAGUGUUCUUCCCUCCCAUCCUCCCUCUUUAUAGGAGUUCCAAGUGGGAAUUAGAGAGGAAGGGGAAUCUGGAGUUGGAUUUCAGCUAUUUGUCACGUGGAGCCACCGAAGUUGCUGAAGCCAGCAGACCGUUCCCUCUGUUGGAGUCACAGUCUGUCUUUCCUCUGCAAGAUGCCCAGCUGUGACGGAAGAUGAUCGGACUUUAGGCCUUCCCUCCUACCCCUCUCACGGCCAUGUUUCAGCCAGGAGGUAGGGACGCCUUGGAAGGCAGCUUCUCCAGAGCCACGAGGGUCCUGUUUGGAACCAUUCCAAGGUGGUCGGUGCUUUUGAAGCGAAGUGGGAUUCCAUCUAGCCUGCUUUGGGUGCUCCCCGGAUGUUAGGCUCAAGGGGCGAGGGGGUCCUUGGGUUCACUUAGGGGAGAGGUCACGUGGUCCCUUUAGAUGCCACCUCUUCCAGGCCUGGUUUUGUCCUUGCCUGCCGUCCCCCCUCCCGUGCCCCCCCGCCCUCCCUCACCUCCGCAACUCCACUUGCCAACCCGUCCCCCAGGACUGACACUCACCUACCUCAGAGGCGCGAUGGAGGGCAAAAGAGAGAAUGUGUGACAAACGUUCCUCGGAACGAAUCGAUACAAAACAGCGCACCUCAGUAUUAGCUUUGGCAAUGGGGGCCUAAGUUGGAAGGAAAACGGCGGGGCUUUCAAAUGGAGGCGCCCCCCACCCCCACAGAGCCAGUCCCAUCAGCAGAGAGGGGAGGCUCGCCUAGCACGGCCCCUCUCAGCCCACAUUCUCCUCCUGCCUCACUGCAAGAGGCGCCGGCCUCACCCGGAAUUUGGUACCGUCGCUUCACCCAGGAUUCUUUUUUUAUUUCCAAUCAGUGGUUGAAAACCACAGAAUCGUUUUUUUUCCACUGUAGGCUAUAAAUAAUAGAGAUUUUGUAAUACAAGCUGUUGCUAUUCUUUAUAUAAUAAAUUAGAUUCUGCAAAAUAA